AUGUACGUCUCCCCCUUGUGGCAUAUCAUAAUAUUUCUUGGUCUUGGCAUCCGCGACGCUCAGGCAGGGAAGUGCCCGAAGGUUUGCAUAUGCGACAAUGUCAAACUGACGGUUACUUGUGCGAAAAAGAACCUUACCGAGGUUCCACCCACCAUCGACGAGAUCACAGUGAAGUUGGACCUGAGAGGGAAUGACAUCCAGGAACUUCCCACAGGAGCGUUUGCUCACACACCUUAUCUCACUCACCUAUCCCUACAACGCUGCAACAUCCGCAAAGUGCGGGAAGGAGCUUUCCGAAGCCUGGGUCGCCUGGUCUUCCUGAACUUGGCAGAUAACAACAUUGAGAUCCUCUACCAAGAGUCUUUCGAUGGCCUGUCCUCUCUAAAGCAGCUCCUCGUCGACCGUAACAGGGUGGAGGAGAUCCAGCCGGGAGCUUUCUCUCAGCUGGGCUUCCUCAACCUCCUCUCGCUCACUCACAACCAGCUGGUGUACAUUCCCAACAUGGCCUUCCAGGGCCUCCAGAACAUCAAAUGGCUGCGUCUCAGUCACAACUCCCUCAACAAUCUAGCCACAGAGGCUUUCGCCGGUCUCUUCACCCUCACUCGCCUCAGCCUGGACAAUAACGAGCUUCAGUUUUUCCCUACUGAGACCAUGACCAGACUUCCAGAAGUGACUCGCCUAGACCUCAGUCAUAAUCCUAUGACGUAUUUGGGUGAAGAGACAGUGUCUAUGGCUAAGCUCACUCAUCUCUUCCUGGACCACAUGUCUCUGCAGGAUUUCUCCAACACGGCCGUGCUACUCUCUCCUCGCCUCACCCACCUGGACCUAAGCCACAACCAACUGCGUGUGCUGCAGCCCCUGGUCGCCGGUUCGCCCAAGCUGACCCGCCUUAACCUGGCCGGCAACCCCAUCUACUGCAGCUGCUACAUGCGGCCCUUGCGCGAGUGGGCGAUAAAAGAGCGUGUGCGUCUCGGGGGGACGUGUGGGGGUCCAGCGCACCUGUCCGGGGAGAACCUGGAGGCGGUGCAGCCUGCCGAGCUGCGCUGUCAGAGUCAGGAGGCCAUGCUGAAGGCCGAGCUGGAGGAGCAAAGCAGAGCACCUCCUCCUCCUACGGAACCUCCCACCGACAAGGUCAAGUGCCCAGCCAACUGCAACUGUGAGGCCGAGAACCACCACUCUUCCUGCGAGAACCGAGGCCACACCAAGGUCCCUCGCGGUUUUCCUGCGGACACACGUCUCCUAGACCUGCGUGGGAACCACUUCCACUACAUCCCCAGCAACAGCUUCCCCGGGGUCGCCCAAGUAGUCUCCUUGCACCUGCAGCGCUGUAAGAUCCACGAAGUGGAGGGUGACGCGUUCAGUGGCAUGAAGAGCCUGGUGUAUCUGUACCUGUCAGAGAACGACCUCACCUCCCUCAGCCCAGAUACGUUUAAAGGUCUGCCUCAGCUCACAUACCUUCACUUGGAGAAGAAUCGCUUCACCCAGUUCCCUAAAGGUGCCUUCAGGCUACUGCCUGGCUUACUGGCACUGCACAUGGAGAACAAUGCCAUCACCAAACUGGAGGCGGGAGUCUUGACGGGCACUGAGAAACUGAGGGGUCUUUACCUCACCUCGAAUUCCAUCGGGAACAUCUCCCCCAGAGCUUUUGACCCCGCACCUGACCUAGACACUUUGCAUUUGGGUAGCAACAAGCUCAAAGAGGUGCCGACCGAUGCCCUGUCAAAGGUCAGCAGCCUGGCAGAGCUUCGCCUCUCGAGGAAUCCUAUUCGCUGGAUCGCAGCAGAAGCUUUUCUGCCGUUUGCAGUCGCACUGAAACAUCUGUAUCUUGAUAACAUGGGUUUAGAAAAGAUGUCUAAGGAUUCUCUCGCUGGAAUUGGAGCUGGACUACGCAGUCUCUUUUUGGAAGGGAACCAGCUGGAGGAGCUGCCUGAUUUAAAUCCUCUCACUGGGCUGGAGGUCAUCAACCUGGCUGAGAACCCGCUGCUUUGUGACUGUCCGCUGCUCCCACUCCGCAAGUGGAUCGAGAAGGUCAACCUGAAAGUCAGAGCUACCUGUGGUCACCCGCCUGAACUGCGAGGUCGUAAGGUCAAGGACGUCCACGUCUUCAGGAGCUGUCCGGGCGAGAGGCCACCUCCGCCACAGACUCCCAGGACCUCACAACCUCCUAAAGCCACCAAAUCCAAACCUGCGCUCAUUAAUCCCCCUACGGUGGUCAGAGUGCUUAAAGGCAAACCCAAACAAUCUAAGAGCGCGAAAACCUCCUUCGCACGGAGGUCUGCAUUCAAGAAAAGAAAGUUUAAUUCUCCUUAA
Molecule: messenger RNA, 2310 nt
Organism: Chanos chanos (milkfish)
Lineage: Eukaryota; Metazoa; Chordata; Actinopteri; Gonorynchiformes; Chanidae
Gene: chadlb
Product: chondroadherin-like b
Exons: 7
Coding region: 1-2310 (769 amino acids)
Cellular component (GO): plasma membrane
Molecular function (GO): protein binding
Source: RefSeq, a predicted model, not a curated record